CAUUAUCAUUAUCAUUAUCAUUAUUAAAUCAAAAAAAACAUGGAUAUUCUCGAAGUCUUGGAACAUGCCUUGUUCAAUGGUGAUCCAAAUAAAAGAACUCAAGCAGAAUUACAAUUAAAUGAAGCUGCCAAUAAUUAUUUUGAAGAAUUUAUUGGAUUAUUAGUUGAUACAUUAAUUAAUCAAGAUGCUAAAACUCAAGUAAGAAUGUUAGCUGGGAUUUUUUUAAAGAAUCAAUUAACUUCAAAAGAUACUAAAACAAGAAUGGCUCAAUAUGCUCGUUGGAUUAAUUUAAAUAUUGAUUCUAAAACUAAAAUUAAAACAAAAGCUUUACAAGCUUUAGAAACUGAAGAUGAAAAAGUUGCUGGAUCAGCUGCUCAAGUUGUUGCUGCUAUUGCUGAUAUUGAACUUCCAAGAAAUGAAUGGCCUGAAUUAAUUCCAACCAUUAUAAAUAAUACUAAACCUGAAAAUAAAACAAAUAUUAAAAAGGCAAGUCAUUUAGCUAUAGGUUAUAUUUGUGAAAGUGCUGAUCCAACUAAUCCUGCAAUAAUUGCUCAAGCAAGUGGAAUUCUUAUUGCUAUUGUUCAAGGAGUUCAAAGUUCUGAACCAAAAGUUGUUAGAUUAACUGCUUUAAAUGCUUUAGUAAAUUCAUUAGAAUUUAUUAGAAAUAAUUUUGAAAAUGAAGGUGAAAGAAAUUAUAUUAUGCAAGUAGUUUGUGAAGCAACUCAAGCUGAUGAUCCUGAAUUACAAGCAAGUGCCUUUGGAUGUCUUUCAAGAAUAAUGGCAACUUAUUAUAAAUAUAUGUCACUUUAUAUGGAAAAGGCAUUAUAUGGUUUAACAGUUUCAGGUAUGAAAAGUACUGAUGAAAAUGUUAGUUGUAUGGCAAUUGAAUUUUGGUCAACAAUUUGUGAAGAAGAAAUUGAAUCAGCAUUACUUAGACAAGAUGCAGAAAUUAAUUCUAUUGAAGUAACUAAUUCACCUGAUUAUAUGAAUUAUAAUUUUGCAUUUGUAGCUAUUAAUGAAGUUUUACCAACUUUAUUAACUUUAUUAACAAGACAACAUGAAGAUCCAGAAGAUGAUGAUUGGUCAGUAGCUAUGGCUGCGGGUUCAUGUUUAUCAUUAUAUGCUAAUAAUGUUCAAAAUUAUGUGGUUGAACCAACUUUACUAUUUGUUACAACUAAUAUUAAGCUGGAAAAUUGGAGAGAAAGAGAAGCAUCAGUUAUGGCUUUUGGCUCAAUUCUUGAAGGACCAGAUCAUGAACAAUUACGUUCAAUUGCAAAUCAAGCUUUACAACCAAUUUUACAAUUAAUUAAUGAUGAAUCUUUACAAGUUAAAGAAACUGUAACUUGGUGUUUAGGUAGAAUAAGUGAUUUACUUAUUGAAGCAAUUGAUCUUGAUACUCAAUUACCACUUUUAUUACAAGCAAUAAUUGUUGGUUUACAAGAUCAUCCUAAAGUUUCAACUAAUUGUUGUUGGACAAUUAUGAAUUUAUGGGAACAAUUAUGUGAAAUUGGAAGUUCAACUAGUAUUUUAUCACCAUAUUAUCCAAAUAUUGUUCCAAUUUUAAUUGGUUUAACCAAUAAAGAAGAUAAUGAAUUUAGUUCAAGAACUUCUGCAUUUGAAGCACUUUCAGCUUUAGUAACUUAUAGUGCUAAUGAUACUAUUGCUAUUGUUCAAAAUAUUGCUAAUGAUUCAUUAUUAAGAUUAGAUAAUACUAUUAAUUUACAAAGUCAAAUUAGUACUGCUGAAGAUCGAGGUAAUCUUGAAGAAUUACAAAGUAAUAUAUUAGAUUUAUUAACAAAAAUUAUUAGAAGAUUAAGUGAAGAUGUUAUUGGAGUUUCUGAAAGUUUAUUAUCAAUAUUUUUUAAAGUUUUAAAUGCUCAAGAACCAAAUUCAUUAAUUGAAGAAGAUAUAUUUAUUGCAAUUUCUGCUGUAGCAGAAGCAAUUAAAGUUGAAUUUGUUCAAUAUAUGGAAGUAUUUUUACCUUAUUUAAAUAAAGCAUUACAAAAUACUGAAUCAAAUGUUUGUAAUACAGCUAUUGGUUUAGUAGCCGAUUUAGCUCAAGCUUUAGGUAAUCAACUUGUUCCAUAUUUAGAAGGUUUAAUGACAAUUUUAGGAGCAAAUUUAAAUAAUUCUGAUAUUCGCCCUGAAUUACGUCCAUCAAUUUUAUCAUGUUUUGGAGAUAUUGCAUCAUCAAUUGGAUCAAAUUUUAGUGUUUAUGCUGAUUUUGUUAUUAGAAUUUGUGAUGUUGCAUCACAAAUUGAACCAGAAAAUCAAUCUGUUGAUGCAUUAGAAUAUGUUGUUUCAGUUAAAGAAUCAGUAUUAGUAUGUUAUAUGGGAAUUGUUCAAGGUUUAAGUAAUGAACCUCAAUUAAUUUAUCCUCAUGUUGCAACUAUAUUUGCAUUUAUUCAAAGAGUUAGUCUUGAUUAUACUCUUGCAACUCUUGAUUCAGCUUGUCGAUCUGCUACUGGAUUACUUGGUGAUAUUGCUGCUGUAUUCCCUAAUGGUGAAUUUAAAGAAGUUUAUGCUCAACAAUGGGUAACAGAUUUUAUUAAAAAGACAAGAUCCAAUCCAAUAUUCGAACAAAAAACUAAAGAUGCUGCUAGGUGGGCUAGAGAUCAACAAAAGAGACAACUUAGUCUUGGCUAAAGUUAAAAAUCUCUAGCAUAUUCUCAUCUGCAUCUGCAUCUCCAUCUCCAUCUCCAUGCUCCAUCUUCAUCUCUCAUCUCUUCUUUCCUGUUUAUUUAUUCGUUUGAUUUCCAUUGUUCCCUCGGUUGAUAUUUAAAUACUGGAUUCACUUUUAUGUUAGUUUAACAAACAUCUCUGGCCUCUAAUUCUUAAUACUCUAAUACUCUUUCGUCAUCUCUUCCUCCCUCCCUCCCUCCCUCAUAUAUACCACAUCUGUAUAUAAUUCAUCUCUAGAUAUUGCUCAUAUAUAACUCUCACGCCUUUUUUACGUACUCUUUAAUUUCUUCUUUUCCCUCUUAUUUAUAUACUCAUAAAUAUACAUUCCAUCCUAUAAC
Scheffersomyces amazonensis is the source of this 3020-nucleotide messenger RNA. Its product is annotated as karyopherin beta. The record is from RefSeq and is a predicted model, not a curated record. Lineage: Eukaryota; Fungi; Ascomycota; Pichiomycetes; Serinales; Debaryomycetaceae. Gene Ontology annotation, cellular component: cytoplasm; nucleus. Gene Ontology annotation, biological process: protein import into nucleus. The coding region runs from base 40 to 2646 and encodes 868 amino acids. The transcript has a single exon. Gene Ontology annotation, molecular function: small GTPase binding; nuclear import signal receptor activity.